This is a messenger RNA of Penicillium antarcticum, 252 nucleotides long. RefSeq lists its product as uncharacterized. Gene Ontology annotation, biological process: protein secretion. The record is from RefSeq and is a predicted model, not a curated record. The transcript is spliced from 2 exons. The coding region runs from base 1 to 252 and encodes 83 amino acids. Lineage: Eukaryota; Fungi; Ascomycota; Eurotiomycetes; Eurotiales; Aspergillaceae.
AUGCACGACUCGCGGACGGCAUACACCAUCAGCUCUAGAGACCAGCGUAUCAUGCCUGUCUACCUUAUUUCCAGGAUCGCGGAUCCCCUCUUCGCCCUGACCAUGGGUGUCACAGCUGCUCUCACUCGUAUACGCCGUGACCAGCGUGAGAAGAACCCCGAGCGAGCAUCAGAAAUCAGCUAUGGAACUGUCGUGCAGACGGGCGGACAGCGGUUACAACGGUGGUGGAACGGAGAUUUCCAGGAUGUUUGA